GAGAAAAUUGCUGCUAUGCAAUCCUAAACUUACUUUUAUACACUUAUCUUAUUUUUUUUUUUUUAAUUCUUUUAACGCUUAAUACCUCCUCUCUCUCUUUUUUUAUUGGAAUGUUUAUAUAUAAAAUCGAAUUGCAUACGGCUAAAUUAGGUGCCGAUGCACAUGAAUUGUAAUGCAUUGUAUUAUUGUUUUUUUUUCUUCUCUUUUCUUUAUACCAUCAUGACUUUGAAACGAAAAGCAAUUGACUUUGACCAACACUUUGGACAACUUAUUGAUAUGCUCAAUGGUGUCUUUUCAUUCUCUUCUAAACAACAACAGAUUAAGGGAAUGACAAUGUACCAGUAUCCUUUUUUAAAUAUAUAUCAACACGCCUAAAUUUCCGUCUAUAUUAUGACUUAACUCUUUUGUUAGAAUUGUCUAUGACUUGUGUAUUGCUAUACCAAGGCCUUUUACAGAUAGAGUAUUUUUAGGUAUUGCUGAAUAUAUCGACAGACAUACGAUGAACGAGUGCAAAGCGAUGUUAGCCAAUGAUGAUAUUGUUACUUCAUAUGCUAGAGCAUUUGAACGGUUUGCUUUAGCAUCAGAAUACAUUUCAAGAGGCUGUUGCUAUCUUGACCGUGUCAAUACCUCCAAUUAUGCCAAUAGUCACCGCAACAACAACAACAAUACCAUGACUCCACAGAGUUUAGCCAGCCAUAUAAAGUACAAAAAACAAAACAUAGAGGCACUUGCUUUGUCUUUAUGGAAAUCCAAUGUGUUGUUUACAAUACGUGAUCGAUAUCAAAACAAGCUGUUCUAUCAGGUAUUUGAAUUGAUUCGACAGGACCGUGAUGGAGACGAUUCACCUCACAGCACCAUCAAAUCGGUGGUGACUUCCCUUGUUCAAGUCAAUGCGUUCACAGAGCAACCCCUACAGCUCUACAUUGAAGAGUUCGAACGACCUUAUUUAGUGCAUACAAAGCGAUACUAUGAAGCAGAAGCCGCUCGUGAAAUAGCAGCCGGCAGUAUCAGUCAUUUUAUGCAGAAAGCAAAUGAACGCCUUCAACAAGAAAUCAUGCGUAAUAACCACUAUUGCCAUUCGACAUCGCAUUCUCGCAUUGUCAAGGAAUUUGAAGCUCAGUAUAUCGCAGCGUAUCAGGGUCGAAUCAUAGACGAAUUCGAGACCAUGUUGAAAGAAGAGCAAUUCCAAGACUGUACAUUGGCCUAUACGCUCUUGAGUCGUAUUCCUGAUGGUCUUAGGCCUCUACUUGAUAUUUAUGAAACGUAUGUGUCUAGGCUGGGAAAAGAAAUCGUGUCUCGAUUAGGCUCUAGUAUUUCAAAAAACCCACAGUCUUAUGUGGACCAGUUAUUGGCCUUGCAUCAGAAAUACUAUCAAGUAAAUCAACAAGUCUUUUCUUCUGACUCUUUGUUUACUGCUGCUGUAGACAAGGCAUUCAGAACCAUUGUCAAUGAGAACUGGAGUGUGAAUGCAUCUUCUAAUGGAGCAGAGACAUUGGCUCGAUACUGUGAUAUGAUGCUCAAAAAGAAUGCAGGCAAAAAAGAUGUUGGAUCACAUACAGCAGCAGCAGCAACAGCAGGAGUCAAAAGAAAAGGAUUAAAGAAGCGUGUGAUGGAUAUGGAUGAAGGAGACCAAGAACAAAAACUCAUGAAAAUGAUUACAUUGUUCAAGUAUGUCGAUGACAAGGACGUAUUUCAAAAAUUCUAUUCACGAAUGUUGGCUAAGCGUCUUAUUUAUGGUGCUUCCUCUUCAGAAGAGUUGGAAAUGAACAUGAUUAAUCGUCUGAAAGAGAUUUGUGGUGUAGAAUACACGAGCAAGUUAAACAAGAUGUUUACAGACAUGUCUUUAAGCAGUGAUCUCAAUACUAAAUUCAAGAAUUAUAUCAAAGAAAAGUCUUUGACUGGACAAGUGAAUAUGGAUAUCUUGGUCUUAACUGCUGGUGCUUGGCCAUUGAAUCAAAAAGAAGAAACAGGUCAAGAUACCAACAAGAUACAAAUUCCUUCUGUGUUGGAAAACAACAUUUCUUCCUUUGAAAGCUUUUAUAAUAACCAAUACAACGGAAGACGUCUAUUGUGGCAAUGGAACCUUACUCGAGGCGAAAUCAGAAUCACAAAUCUGGACAGAAACUAUGAACUUCAAGUGAGCCUAUACCAAAUGGUCAUUUUACUCUUGUUCAAUCAAACGGGUAUCUCUCAUAUUCAUAUCCAUGAUAUCAUGACAGAGUCAGGUUUAAGAUUGCAAGAUACCAUGCGUAGCUUGAAGCCUCUUGUCGACAUACAGCUGUUACAGACACUGGACGGUGAACCAUUAUCAGAAACAAGUCAAAUUCAAGUCAAUACAUCAUUUACAAGUAAACGUACCAAAAUCAAAGUGACCGCAUCCUCUACACAGAAUGAAUCUCAACAAGAAAGUCAAGCAGCAAGAAAAUCAGUAGAUGAAGACCGUCGUAUGUAUUUACAAGCUGCUAUUGUUCGCAUCAUGAAAUCAAGACAGGUCUUGCCUCAUGUUCAAUUAGUGCAAGAAAUAUUUGAUCAAGCCAAUUCAAGAUUUUCUCCUUCGGUUAUCAUGGUCAAGAAAUGCAUUGAACAAUUGUUGGAAAAGCAGUUUAUUGCUCGACAAGAAAGAGACACAUAUGUUUAUGUUGCAUAAUAAAUCUUUUUUUUUCUUAAUGUUGUUAUUAAAGACAAAACUAAAAGCAUCAUUCAUUGAUAAAAGCAAAUCUUUAUUAAAUAAUGUCAGUCUUUAGUUUCACUUCAUAGAGAAGUUACUCACAGGAGUAGCCACGAGAAGGCAACUGACU
Messenger RNA from Gilbertella persicaria, 2798 nucleotides. Its product is annotated as Cullin. The record is from RefSeq and is a predicted model, not a curated record. Gene Ontology annotation, molecular function: ubiquitin protein ligase binding. Lineage: Eukaryota; Fungi; Mucoromycota; Mucoromycetes; Mucorales; Choanephoraceae. The transcript is spliced from 7 exons. The coding region runs from base 500 to 2647 and encodes 715 amino acids. Gene Ontology annotation, cellular component: SCF ubiquitin ligase complex. Gene Ontology annotation, biological process: SCF-dependent proteasomal ubiquitin-dependent protein catabolic process; protein ubiquitination.